Molecule: messenger RNA, 642 nt
Organism: Bombus terrestris (buff-tailed bumblebee)
Lineage: Eukaryota; Metazoa; Arthropoda; Insecta; Hymenoptera; Apidae
Gene: mRpL27
Product: 39S ribosomal protein L27, mitochondrial
Exons: 4
Coding region: 130-576 (148 amino acids)
Biological process (GO): translation
Cellular component (GO): mitochondrial large ribosomal subunit; ribosome
Molecular function (GO): structural constituent of ribosome
Source: RefSeq, a predicted model, not a curated record
GUCAUUGUUAAACAUUGUUUUUAUUGAUCGUAUUGCGAAAUUUCGAAUUUUGUUUCUACAAGAAUAACUUGCAAAAGUUGGUAAUAAUUUUCAAUUAAUACAAGUUAGUGAAGUCAGGGGAAGUAAAGUAUGACACUCUUAACACAGUUGUAUGCUUACACUUUAAAAAACUCCAAAUCUCUCAUAAAUGCCACUUCUACCAAUAUAGUAUGUGUAAGGCAUGCAUCAAAAAAAUUUAGUGGUAGUACACGUAUCAGUCCUGGUCAUGCAAGGCCUAAACACAGAGGAUGGCGAGUACAAGAUGGACAUUGUGUAGAAAAAUCUACAAUAUUAGCUACACAACGUACACCUCGAUUUCAUCCAGGACUAUAUGUUGGUUUUGGUAGAAAUGGUACAUUAUAUGCUUUAGAAAAGGGAAAAGUAUUUAUCACCUGUGAGAAGAUUAAUCCAAAUCUGAGCCAUGCUUGGGCUAGAGCACACUAUGCUAACAGAGAAAACAAUGUGAUAUAUAAAAAACAUUUUAAUGUUAUUCCUGAUCCACAAGAUAAUAGAUUUGUAUUAAUUGAUGCUCUUUAAAUACAAAUUUUUUAUUGUACUUAUAUUCUAAUUAUAAAUCAAAAAUAUAAAUAAAAAAAAACCCAA